Molecule: messenger RNA, 3940 nt
Organism: Silurus meridionalis
Lineage: Eukaryota; Metazoa; Chordata; Actinopteri; Siluriformes; Siluridae
Gene: fam49al
Product: family with sequence similarity 49 member A, like
Exons: 11
Coding region: 793-1968 (391 amino acids)
Biological process (GO): regulation of actin filament polymerization
Molecular function (GO): small GTPase binding
Source: RefSeq, a predicted model, not a curated record
UGAGCAAGUGUGGUCUGGCUUUAGCCUUAAACACUGGUGAGACAGAAGGCAUUUUCUUACAGUAUCUUACAGUAGUGAGACAAAGCUAUGACUUCAUGGCUAGCUUCCUCUUUACUACCAAAGACCUUUCUUUUUGCAACUUACCAUUAAAUAUGUUUCAGUUCAGCUAUGAGUUCCGUACAAUUAUAUGUAUUCAUUUAGCAAAAAUGAGCCAAGCAUAUCGUUGAGGCUUGAGAGUCUUUCCUAAGAGCCUAGAACAAAAGUUAACCACAGAGGUAUCGGUUACCGCAGGCUGCCACUGCACGCCAUAUAGGUCAUAUUAAUGGUUUAUCCUUUCCUUAUAUUGUAUUAGAAAGUCUAUGGAGAAAGAUAAAAACAUAAACAAGAAGGCACAAAAUGUACUAAAGGGUUUUUCUUUUCUUUCUUUUUUUUUCUUUUUUCUUUGCGGAAGCUAAAUAAAUGUUAAUGUAAGACUUUAGAAUUGUGUUUAGCAGACUUUUUUUUUGUCCACAGGAAGCUGCUCUUAAAGCGUUCUCAUAGAUACUAAACCCCAGGCCUAGUUUAGGGCAUCCUACCAGCCCACACAUUUUUUUUUUUCAGACAGAACAAAAAAAUAACACCUCUAUCAGUCACAGACAUAUACACAUGCAUGCACACACACACACACACACACAAACACAAAAACACACGAGCGCACACGCGCGCGCACAUACCAUAUGCCUUCAAAUAGAUGUCAGAAAAAGAGAAGUGUGAAAAGGACAGUGUCAUGUCAAGUGCAGAGCUUCUGCACAAAUGCACAGUACUUUUUUAUGCUACAGAACACACAGCCUUACUGUCAGUAAGCGCAUGAUUCUGCUGUUCAGAGGAACACCUCAUUGUCCAGAGAAGGAAGGGAGUGAGGAGGAAGAGGCACAGCAGUGUUACAAGAGAGAACUAGAACAAAUCAAAGGAAAGUGGGAGAAGGCAAGCGUAUCGUUGGCUGGUAGGGGGCUCAUGGGGAAUCUCCUGAAAGUGCUGGCUUGCGCCGAACUUGAGCAUGGCCAAAUAGUUUUCCUUGACUUUGAACAUGCCCAGCCCACAGAGGCGGAGACAGCCGUUUGGAAUCAAGUCAGCGCCGUUCUGGAGGAGGCUCACGGCAUCCUAGCAGAGUUACAGUCUUACAGUGGAGCAGGGCAAGAGAUAAGAGAGGCUAUUCAGAACCCCAAUGACCUCCAGCUUCAGGAGAAAGCCUGGAACGCUGUGUGCCCUCUGGUGGCCAAGCUGAAGCGAUUUUAUGAAUUUUCACUCAGGUUAGAAAAUGCCCUGCGCAGCCUGUUGGAAGCACUGACGAGCCCACCGUAUGCUCCCAUGCAGCACCUGGAGAGAGAACAGGCCCUGGCUAAACAGUUUGCAGAGAUCCUGCACUUCACUCUCAGCUUUGAUGAGCUAAAGAUGACAAACCCAGCCAUUCAGAAUGACUUUAGUUACUACAGGAGGACUAUAAGCAGGAAUCGGCUAAACAAUCAGCAGCUAGAGGCGGAGAAUGAAGUCAAUAAUGAAAUGGCCAAUCGGAUGUCUUUGUUUUAUGCGGAAGCCACACCCAUGCUAAAAACACUGAGCAAUGCCACAACUAAGUUUGUGUCAGAGAACAAGACUUUGCCUAUCGAAGACACCACAGAUUGCCUGAGCACUAUGGCCUGUGUGUGCCGGGUCAUGCUGGAGACUCCGGAAUACCGGUGCCGUUUUACCAACACAGACACUAUGCUGUUCUGCAUGCGUGUUAUGGUGGGCGUGAUUAUCCUCUACGAUCAUGUUCACCCUGUGGGUGCCUUCGCUAAAACCUCCAAGAUUGACAUGAAGGGGUGCAUCAAGGUGUUAAAAGAGCAGCCUUCAAACAGUGUGGAGGGAUUGCUGAAUGCUCUGAGGUAUACAACAAGACAUCUAAAUGAUGACAGCACCUCAAAACAAAUCCGUGCUCUGCUUCAAUGAGGGGAGAUGGAGGGAGAGAAAGAGCGAGAGAGAGAGAGAGAGAGAGAGAGAAAGAGAGAAAGUUGGGGAGAUGAAAUCAAGUAUGAGAGAGAAAAAUGAUGAAGGAGGAAGUUGCUGACAGAGAACAAAGUAUGAAGGCUGGAAGCUUUUGGGUAACACACCCUUCAGAAACCUGUUUGUUUACAUGAAUGAAAUGCAAAAUGUCAAUUUCAAAAACUAAAUAGGGAAAACAAUGGAUGGAAAAAUAUAUAUAAUAUAUUGUCAGUUGUUCAUCAUGUCUUUGAUUUUGUAAAAACAUAAAAAAGAGAUUAUAGAAAUAUAUAUAUAUGUAGGUAUAUUAAAAUGUAAAAAAAAAAAAAAAUGCUAAAACAGAACCAUGGCUUACCAGAUGAGAACAUUUGAGGGGGGGAAAAAGCAUUUAUUAAAGCCCUAUGACCAGAAACAAAAACAACGAAUAAGGUCCAUAUAACUAUGUACUUCUGCAGAUUAUUUUUGCACAUAGAUAAUCCCCUUAUUAAAUAUAAAGAUUUUGAAAAAUGGCUUCACAUUGUAUAGUGUAUAGUGUGUAUAGUGCCGGUCAGUCUCCCUGCAUUUAAAUACCAUUUGAUUUUUAAUACACUCGCCUCGUCAUCUGCACCCAUGCUUCUUCCUUUGCAUUCUGCAGGAGUAUUUUAUUUAAUUCUACUCCCUUUCCAAGUUUCAGUUACAAAAUCAAUUUGUGAAGCAUGCCAUGUUAUAUUUCUGCCGAAACUCAGUACCUGUAAAACAAGAGACAUACGUUGCUGUAUAUACUCGAAAAGCACAGGUUAAGGAUAUUUGUUGACUUCUUCACUAGUGCUGUACAGCAAUACUGAAAUAAAAUAUUGACUGCAAACGCAGUUUCGAUAAGCUGUUUUGUGCCAAUAUAGAAUGAACAACGAACAGUUCAUGAACAAAAGAAAGGCCUUAGUACGAUGUACAUGUACAAAUGUGCACUGAAUUAGGAAUUGUCCUGCUUCAGGAAACUGUGCGAGAAGGAAUUCGAAGCAAAGCCAUGAAACUCAGAAGCCGCUCACAUUUCACUCAGCGCUGCUGCUCCUUUCUCUGCAACCAUCUCAUUUGAGGACCCUGUAGAUUAUCAGGAGUUUAUUACAUAUUGAGUGAACUACAGGAUCCGCUUAGCACCAAUUUAACGUAACAGUACAACAUAAAAACACACUCAUAGUGUAUUAAGUUUACUGGUCAGAAAUACUGGACAUUGCCUAUUAGUGUACUCAAGUUCAAGUUCUGGACACGUUUACACUUGUAGAAAUCUGGAAAACAAUCAAUUACACUUACACACAUACACACAGGCACACAAACACACACAUAAAGGGCAUACAGGUGAUUAAAAAAAAAAACAAGUAGUAUGUUUUUGUGUAAAUAAGUGAAUAAGCGGAGGAUUUUCCACCAGCCAUCUAAAAGGCCAUGGAACUGAUGCGCUUACAGUCAACUAGAGAAUGUUUCUUUUAGUAAGAUGCAAUUUUAAAAAAAAGGUGAUCAUGUCAUAAACAAGUGAGUAUUUAAAAAAUAAACUAUUUAAUAAAAUUAAGAUGCAACAAACGCAGUGUUGUAUUUCGAUGUCUAUAGCCCUUAGUUGAACUUAAUUUGAUCUAACAGUAUAUUUUUUAUACAGGGGUAUGUUUACAAGCAUAUUCUGUAUAAAUAAAUAGAUGGCAUGCUGUACAACUUCAGAUGAAAUUGUGUAAAUACAGUGUUUUUAUUCAUUUUCAAAUGUUCAGUGAACUGAAUUGGGUGUGUGUUGUGUCUAAGAAAACCUUGCAUUUGGCUCGGACUAUUGGACUUGCUGUAGUCACAGGUUCCAGCUCUUCAACUUCAUACUGGGGGAGAAAAAGUAAUGGGCAAGUUGGAUGGGGGGGAGGGAGAGGGCUGUCCAUUUGCUUGUUAUUUUGUACAUUUUGUGCAACAAUAAACUUGUCAUUUAUUAAGUUCA